Apus apus (common swift) is the source of this 12624-nucleotide messenger RNA. RefSeq names its product SNF2 histone linker PHD RING helicase (gene SHPRH). NCBI's taxonomy places the organism in Eukaryota, Metazoa, Chordata, Aves, Apodiformes, Apodidae. Gene Ontology annotation, biological process: protein polyubiquitination; DNA damage response; nucleosome assembly. Gene Ontology annotation, cellular component: nucleosome; nucleus. The record is from RefSeq and is a predicted model, not a curated record. Bases 176 to 5335 code for a protein of 1719 amino acids. Gene Ontology annotation, molecular function: DNA binding; ubiquitin protein ligase activity; ATP binding. The transcript is spliced from 31 exons.
CUGCCCCCUGCCCGCCUCUCCCUGCCCGCCUCCAGCCUCCCCGUGCCCCCUGCCCCCUCCCGGCGCCCCCACGCCGAGACGUCCCGCCCCGGGCGGGGAAGGAGCCGCGGCCCCGCGGGCAGGCGCAGCGGCGUUACCUUUCGGGACUGAAAACACUAUUUGAGAAAACAGCAAAAUGAGUAGUCGUCGGAAACGUGCACCUCCAUCAAAAAUAGAUGAGGAGGAGAAGAAAAAGCUUUGCUGGAAUAUGCAUGAAGACCGGAGAAAUGAGGUGAUAACAAUAGAUGAUGAGAUUACUAAUGAGGACCAUGUUCCAGGUCCAAGCAGCUCUGCAUCCUUCAUUGUUAUAAAUGAUGAGAACACUGAUGAAAAUCUCAUUCAAAAAGAAGGCAAUGGCUCAAAAUCUGUGAAGUUUUUGACAGUUAAUGAUGAAGAUGAUGUUUAUUCCAUCUUGACUCCAGUGUCAGUACAGCUGAAUAUUAUAGUCUUGCCGUACCAUGAAGAUGGGCCCUGGAAGGCUUUGUUGGGAGAAUUUGCUCUUCAUCUUCCUUCAGAGCAAAUUCUAACAGACGAAUUCCAUGAAAGGAGCUUUACUUUGAAAGGAGACCCUGAUGAUCAGCUGCAGGUCUGUGUUCAUGAAAGAAGUGAAGAAGAAUACAGUAAUGAAACAAAAGAAUACCUGGGUGCUUAUGAACAACAUGUUUUGGUGCAAUCAACUUUAGGUGGUGAAAUAUUGGAAGGCUUGAGAUGGUUACAAAAGAAAAAGAUAAUUGGACUUUAUCAAAGACCUAGAGAGGUUCAAGCUUUAAAGGUUGGAAUUUACCUUCUGGAAGCUGGGCUAAGUAAGCCAGAGUUUCUGAGUGAUGGAGGUGGAAGACCCAAGAAAGCUAAUCAGCUAAUUCAGAAACUCAUGGAGAAGUUCUAUAGUUUUUUAAUUCCAGAUGAGCUGGAUGAAGAUGAGGAAGAAUCUGAUGUGGAACUGGAGAGACAAAAUAUUGAAGAGCUUUAUGACUUUGUUAGGCACACCCAUCAGCAGGAUAUCCAGUUACUGAGAGAGGAUGUGCAGCAUCCUGCGUUAAUUCCUAUUCUGAGGCCAUACCAAAGUGAGGCUGUAAACUGGAUGCUUCACCGAGAGAACCUCUCAAGCACUCCAGGCAGUGAAAAUGCACUGCACUUCUUAUGGCGAGAGGUCAUCACUCUGGAUGGAGUAAAAAUCUACUACAAUCCAUUUACUGGCUGUAUUAUCCGUGAAUAUCCGAUUGCUGGACCCCAGUGGCCUGGUGGUAUUUUAGCUGAUGAGAUGGGUCUUGGAAAAACAGUAGAAGUGUUGGCUCUAAUUCUGACUCAUACCCGACCAGACAUUAAAAAAGAUGAUCUGACAUUGCCUGAGGGUAAGCUUGUGAACUUCUUUGUUCCACCUCAACCUUUAGAAGGAAAUAAAAAGAAAAAAACAAAGGAAAUAGAGCUUAAAUUGAAGGAAAAAAUACAAUAUCCCAGCUUAAGAGUGAUGAUAUUAGCGGCUGUAAAGGAAAUGAAUGUGAAGAAAGGAGCAUCCAUUAUUGCAAUAUUUAAGUACAUCAGUGCUACGUAUAGGUAUGACAUACAGAGAAAUAGACGGCUGCUCAAAAGAGCUUUAGAAAAACUAAUCACAGAACAAGUAGUAGAGCAAGUCAAAGGACAUGGUUUGGCUGGGUCUUUCAAGCUGGGAAAGAAUUACAAGGAACAGAAGAGGCGAGAAAGAACCAAAGAGCAGAUAGGAAGGACUUCAGGAAGCAUUCAGAAGAAGCAGCUGAUUGCUGCUAAAACUCAAACCAAAGAAUCAAGAAGUAGUGAUGUCACUUCUGAAGAUGUCCUUAAAACCCCUGUAAGGGUGGAUAUCGCCAUGGAAGAGCAUGAUUAUUGUACACCUAGGAAAAAUAACAGGAAAUCUAAAGCAGAUCGUGAGAACUCCAUAAAUGAGAAUAAUGUUCAACAGGAAGCUGAGGUCCCAAAGUCCUCUGGUUUGCACAUCUGCAGUGACGUGAGCAAUCAUCCUGAUUUUGACAUUUCUAAAACUACAUCUGAUGUCAAGCAGGAAAUCGCACAGGACCAUUCCUCACAAUCCCAAGAACAUGCCAGCAGUAGUAUACAACAUGCUAGUUCUGUAUUUCCGUUUAAUACCUCUGAAUAUCGUUUUGAAUGCAUCUGUGGUGAACUUGGAUUGGCUGACUAUAAAGCUCGCGUGCAGUGCCUGAAAUGUCACUUAUGGCAACAUGCAGAAUGUGUAAACUACAAAGAGGAAAACCUGAAGAUCAAGCCCUUCUACUGCCCCCAUUGCCUCGUGGCAAUGAAACCAAUUUCUACUGGAGCAACUCUGAUAAUUUCUCCAAGUUCUAUUUGUCAUCAGUGGGUAGAUGAGAUCAACCGACAUGUAAGGUCAUCCUCUCUUCGAGUUCUGGUAUAUCAAGGAGUGAAGAAGCAUGGCUUUUUGCAGCCACACAUGUUGGCAGAGCAGGAAGUGGUUAUCACCACAUAUGAUGUCCUGCGUACGGAGCUGAAUUACGUCGACAUACCCCACAGUAACAGCGCAGAUGGGCGCCGCUUCAGGAACCAGAAGCGGUACAUGGCCAUCCCAAGCCCCCUGGUAGCAGUGGAGUGGUGGAGAAUCUGUCUUGAUGAAGCACAAAUGGUAGAAUGCACUACUGCAAAGGCUGCUGAAAUGGCACUCCGUUUAAGUGGGAUCAACCGCUGGUGUGUGAGUGGCACUCCUGUGCAGCGAGGGCUAGAAGAUCUGUAUGGUUUGGUCCUUUUCCUUGGAAUUGAUCCUUACUGGGUCAAACAUUGGUGGGACCAGCUUUUAUAUCGGCCUUACUGUAGGAAAAAUCCCCAGCCUCUCUACAGUCUGAUUGCCAAGAUAAUGUGGAGAUCAGCAAAGAAGGAUGUGAUUGACCAAAUUCAAAUCCCUCCUCAGACGGAAAAUGUACACUGGCUUCAUUUUUCUCCUGUGGAGAGACACUUCUAUCACCGCCAGCAUGAGGUGUGCUGCCAGGAUGCGCUGGCAAAACUCAGGAAGAUUUCAGACUGGACUCUGAAGCUUAGUAGCCUAGAUAGAAGGACUGUGACGUCUAUUCUGUACCCUUUGCUGCGGCUGAGGCAGGCCUGCUGUCAUCCACAAGCUGUUCGGGGAGAGUUCUUGCCAUUACAGAAAAGCACCAUGACCAUGGAGGAACUGCUAACAUCUCUGCAGAAGAAGUGUCGGACGGAGUGUGAAGAAGCGCACCGGCAGUUGGUGUGUGCUCUUAAUGGCUUAGCUGGUAUCCAUAUCAUUAAAGGAGAAUAUGCACUGGCUGCAGAGCUUUACAGAGAGGUAUUACGAUCAUCUGAAGAGCACAAAGAAAAGCUCAAAACAGACUCCUUGCAAAGACUUCAUUCUACACACAAUUUGAUGGAAUUGUUGGCAAAGCAUCCAGGAAUUCCCCCGACUUUGCGUGAUAGCCGACUUGCAGAAGAGGCAGAACAACUUCGGCAGCAUUAUAUGAGUAAAUCCAAUGCUGAAGUUGCAGAAGCCCAUCAGGCAUUACAGCCAGUUUUUCAGACCAUUCGGGAGCUCCAGAGAAAGAUACAUUCAGGCUCUCCUUGGUGGUUGGAUGUCAUCCAGACAGCAAUCCAGUAUGCCAUUGAUGAGGAGCUUGUUCAACGUGUGCAAAAUGAAAUAACCAGCAACUACAAACAGCAGACUAAUAAACUCUCUAUGGCAGAGAAAUUCCGUGACUGCAGAGGCCUUCAAUACCUGCUCACAACCCAGCUGGAUGAAGUGAAGAAGUUCCAGAAGAUUGUAAGAGAAGCCGUGAAAAACUUAGAAGGCCCUCCGUCUAAGCAGGUUAUUGAGGCUGCCACUAUCUGCCAUUUGAGACCUGUUAGACUUCCACUUAACAACUGUGUCUUUUGUAAGGCUGAUGAGUUGUUCACAGAAUAUGAGUCAAAGCUCUUUUCUCAUACUGUUAAAGGCCAAAUGGCAAUAUUUGAGGAGAUGAUAGAAGAUGAAGAAGGGCUUGUUGAUGACCGUUUGCCCACCACAAGCAGAGGAUUGUGGGCAACCAGUGAAACUGAACGUGCCUUGAAAGCUCUUCUCUCCUUUGCCAAAGCUCACCGAAUGGAUGUUAAGCUCACUGAAGAAGGCAGCAUAUUUCUGGAACUCUAUGAAGCGUGGAAAAAGGAAUAUAAGUUACUUCAUGAGUACUGGAUGGUACUGAGGGAUCACGUGUCUGCUAUUGAUGAACUGGCGAUGGCUACGGAACGGCUGAGGGUGCGUCAUCCUGAUGAGCCCAAGCCAAAUCCACCAGUUCUCUACAUCAUAGAACCACAUGAGGUAGAGCAAAAUCGAGUGAAGCUUUUGAAUGACAAGGCAGUUGCCAAAUCACAGCUUCAAAAGAAAUUAGGACAACUUCUGUAUCUCACUAAUUUGGAGAAAUCUCAGGAUAAAACUACUGGGGGAGUUAACCCAGAACCAUGUCCAAUCUGUGCACGUCAGCUGGGAAAACAGUGGGCAGUGCUGACAUGUGGACAUUGUUUUUGUAAUGAGUGUGUAGCUAUCAUCAUAGAACAGUACAGUGUUGGCAGCCGCCGGAGCUCAAUUAAGUGUGCCAUUUGCAGGCAGACAACAUCUCAUAAGGAAAUAUCUUAUGUCUUCACUGCAGAAACUGCAAAUCAGGAGGAUGAUAUUCCUGUAAAGGUGCAAGAGAGAUGUCAUGAAAAUAGCUGGUUUCCUUCUAUGUCUAUGACACAGAGUCGGAAUCACUAUGGAAGACGCUGGGAAAUAAAAUGUCACUCCACCAAAGUGGAAGCUGUGGUCCGAACACUGAAGAAAAUUCAGUUUAAAGAUCCAGGAGCUAAAUCCUUAGUUUUCUCAACGUGGCAAGAUGUGUUGGACAUAAUUUCAAAAGCUUUGUGUGACAACAACAUGAUUUUUUCUCAGAUCAAUGGAAUUAGUAAAUUUCAGGAAAAUCUCUCUGCAUUUAAAUAUGACCCCAACAUCAAUAUUUUGCUGCUGCCCCUUCACACUGGUUCCAAUGGACUAAACAUCAUCGAAGCAACUCACGUUCUGCUUGUGGAACCCAUUCUGAAUCCUGCACAUGAGCUACAGGCUAUUGGCAGAGUACAUCGUAUUGGCCAAACAAAACCUACCAUUGUUCAUAGGUUCCUGAUAAAAGCAACAAUAGAAGAGAGAAUGCAGACUAUGCUGAAAACUGUAGAUAGAAGCCACACGAGCUCUUCCAUGAAACAGUCAGAAGCCUCAGUUCUGACAGUGGCAGAUCUGGCUGACCUUUUUACAGAGGAAACUGAAGAACUUGAGUGAAAACACUAGCCUAGUGAAAUCAGAAAGUACCUGACCUAAUAAGCACCGGUAUUUAACCCACUUGAUCUGUCAUUCCUGUAAACAUCAUCUAAUAUUUGACUGUAACAGAGCUGUUGGAAAAUGAGAAGUCUUAAUCAUUAGUUUUAGUCUGUGGUGAAGUACUUAGCAGCACACACUUCUGAUGGCACUGGAUAAAACUUGCACUUUGCACAUUACACAAAAACAUGGAUUUUAUUCCCAAAGAGCAGUUGAGCUGGAUGCUGAAACUGAAAUCUUGGACCCUUGAUUGAGAGGAUUUUUACCGUCAGGUUUGAUUGGCUAGUAGCUCAGUCUGAGAGCAAAAUUAUGUGGGUGGUUGGGUGGGAAAAGGAAGCAGAAAAAACACAAAUUAAUUUUUUUAUUGUACAAAGAAUUGUUAGAAAGAAUUACUGUAAAUUAAUAUUCUUCUAGAAAGGGCUUGUUAGCAUUUAAUGCAGAGUUACUGAAUGACUUAUUGGUAACACUUUAAAUGACUACUCUUUACUAAUAAUUUGGAUAUUUGUAUUAGACUUUUAGAUAUUCAUAAUGACUCGUGACAGUUAAAAAUUUCAUUGUUAAUGCUUACUGCAAAGUGAUUAUAAUUAAAUUAUGCCUUUUGUAUGUAUGUUGGUCUGGUAAUCAGUUAGAUUCUUGAACUUACUGUACAUGUUUUCAUUUAUUCUUGAAGCCAUGACUAAUUUAGUGCUUUGUUUAAGUAAAAAGUAAUGUGUUUGUUACAGAACCUUUAAAAAAUUAAUUGGUUAAGCUGCUGAUCACUUUAUAAUAAUUUGCUGCUUGUGUACAUUUUUUUGCCCUGAUUUUUUUCUCUAGUUCUCCCUGAAGAUGCAACAAUCUGAAUAUUCAAAAUCAGUCAAAUUAAGGUAGGCAGUAAUUACUAGGCACCUAUUCGGAGUUAGAUAAUCAGCAGAGAGAGAUGAAACUUGUGAAACUUCAUCCUCAGAUAUGUGUGAUGACUCUGCCCCAUCUCUGUUGACAGUAGAGAGAUUAGAAGACCAAUCUAGGCUAACUUUUAGACUGCAGAAAGUAGACAAGAUAAAUUUUAAGCCUUUUGGCAUAGGUUAUGGAUACACAUUAACAUAACGUGUCUGGAGUUAUUACAGAAGCAAGUUCAGUUAUCCAGUUGAUGUGAAACACAAUUUUGUGUUUAAGAGACAAAUGUAUAUGCAUAAGUGUCAGACUACUUCCCUCAAAUUACAGUAUUUAUUGUUUCAGAUUUUCGAGUAUUUUAGAAGUGUCACCAGAGGUUGAAUCUGAGUCCUUAAAAAAAUCUCACCUUAGAAUAUUUUGUCUAAUCAUGUCUGCUAAAUAGAUUAACUGUGUAGUUAUUAAGCUUCUUGAGCUCUCUCUUGAAACAGACUACAUUUUACUUGCACCGUUUGGGUAUUAAGCCUAUCUGCAUGGCAGACAACUUUUCCACUGCUGACAACACACAUGAAUAGAAUUUACAUUAAUAAUAUUGUAUAAAGAAGUGGGGUUUUUUUGUAUUUAUAGUCUGUUAUCCUUCUGGACUAAUUAGGUAUUUUGUUCUAAAGACUAUUUUAGUAAAUUAACAGACAGCGUAUCUUUAUUUCCCAUAUUUGUAAUAUGUAUAAACUCUUAUUUAUAUAUUUUGUUUUGGAGAUUACAGAUUUUUUGCAGAUUACAGUUUGCAGCAAGGGAAAUAAAUAGAUAGUAGACUUUUUUUAAGUUAGAUGGAUCAAACUGUUUGUACAGAUACUGUGACAUCUCCAUCCUUGAAUGUACUGGGAACUCAGAUGACCCUGAGCAACCUGAUCCAGAUUCAAAGUUGGCCCUGCCUUGAGUGGUGUGUUGGACCAGAUGACCUCCAUGGAUCCUAUCCAGCCUAAAUUGUUCUACAGUGUACUGGAGAUCAUGUUGUACAGACACUCCAGGAACUCUGAAGGAAGCAACAUCCAGUUUCCUCUUUGUCCUCAGAGAAUUUUAAUAUUUUACAAUGUAAUGUGAGUGAACAAGGAGCUCCUGUUCACUCUUAGAAAUUACAUAUCUAUGUCAAAAAAAUCUGGAAACAAAUAGUGUUUACAUUUUAAGUAACUAGAUGUGGGAAUAGCAGUUGUCAGUGAAUGUGAAGAAAGAGGAGACUGAAAAAUACCUGUUAUGAGGGGUUUCCCAAGCUCUUCAAGGUUUUGGCUUAUUUCUAUAAAGACAGUAGUUUAUUGAUUAUUUACAAAAAUGUGGCUUUUGGAUUCCUAACCAAAUGCACAGCUUCUCAUCAAGCAGUGCAUGAGUCUGUAGUCCCGACUUUUUUUUUUUUUCAUGCUCACAUAACAGCAUGGAAUGCCAGAGAUGUGGUUCUAGGUGCUCUUCUGACUGCCCUGGAGUACCCAGACUGUGGGAUGAGCAGGUUCAUGGUGUGUGGCUGAAGGGCAGAGUUCAAAUGGUUGUAGUGAAUGGGGCUACAUCUGGCUGGUGACCGGUCACCAGUGGUGUUCCUCAGGUCUCACUUCUAGGGUAAGUUCUGUUCAAUAUAUUUAUAAAAGAUCUGGAUGCAGGAGUUGAAUACACCAUUAGGAAGUUCACUGAUGAUACCAAAGUGGGAUGUGCUGCUGACUCUCUUGAGGGACAGGAGGCCUUGUAGAGGGAUCUAGAUCAGUUUAGGCAUUGGGCUGUGAUUAAUGGGAAGGAAUUCAACAAUUCGAAAUUCUGCUCCUAAGACAGAGUAAUGCUGAGCAUUAACUGGGGAAAGUGUGGCUAGAGAGCAGCCCUGCAGAAAGGGAUCUUGGGGUGCUGGCUGACAGCAGGCUCAGUGUGAGUUAGUAGCAUUCCCUGGAAGCCAGGAGGGCAAACUGCAUCCUGGGGACCAUCAAACAGCAUCAGCAGCUGGCCGAAAGAGGAGAUAAUCCUAUUGUUAUCGGGAUCAUUAUUGGCAUUUGUGUGGCCUGACCUUGAUGCAGCUCUAGGCCCCAAAAUGUAAGAAGGAUGUUCAGGUCCUUGAGUGCAUCCAGAGAAGGGUUCAAAGCUGUGCCAGGAGAGGUGUAGACUGGACAUGAGGAAACAUUGCUUUUCUGAUAGGGUGGUCAAACACUGAAACAUGCUUUCUAGAUGGGUGAUCGAUGCCCCAACCCCAUCAGUGUCUGAGGCAUAUGGACAAUGCCCUUAAUAACAUGCUUUAACCUGGUUAGCCCUGAAUUGGUCAAGUGGUUGGACUAGAUGAUGGCUGUUGGUCUCUUCCAACAGAAAUAGUCUCUUCUAUUCUAUGAGAGAACGGCAUUUAAAACACCAAGGUGCAUUCAACCAUUUUAAAUUGCUUGUUCUGCACUAAUAGAGCACAUGUGUAUAUUCAUAGAUAUAUUCAGCUUGUCACUUGGGACAACCAAAUACUUACUAUUAAGAUUGCAUAUCGGAAUAGGGCCACAGCUCCACUAAGUACUUAAUAUGCAUUUAUUAAAAAAAAAACCAAAACACAACAACUUUGGGGUACAUUGAUAAGGAAUACAUUUUCUAGAAAAUUGACAAAGCCAUUGUAUUUGACAUAUUUUCACUUCUUCAACUGUGUCAUUUUUUGUUUUCCUUAUCCCCCACAUACGGUUGACUUGGUUUCUGUGCUGUACUGGAAGCUUUGAAGCAGCACUAGAACAAAUGGUGAGGGAACAGAGGUCACAUUUGACUGAAGUGAUGAGCACCUACGUUUACAUCAUCAAAUGGGAGGUCUGCUUAAGCAAUGUGGAAGUCAACUAGAGUCUUUUUUUGCGAGGGGAUUAUUUUUGUGUAAUUUCCAGACAUUACUAUAUUGGGCUGUGGAGCGAUAAUUCCUGGAAAUGCCUCUUCUAUUUCCCCUUUGGCAACCCAGGCCCUGUGAAUGGGAAGUCUUGGUUGCAAAAAGUUUCUGAUCUCCUGUUUGUUAACAUAAAGGCCAUUUCCUGCUCACUAAAGGACAUUUGCUCACAAAAUGACAAAUAAUGAUACUAAUUCUUCCUUCUCCCAUGUAAAUAAAUGCACAUUUAUAUUUUAAGAGUGCAUUCAGCAGGUGCAAGCAGCAGAAUUGGUUUCUAUUCCAGCUUUUCCCAAAAUACUGAAAAGUAAACAAAAGCAGUACAGGUGUAAAGCUAACAGCUCCUCCCUACAAUGUUGGGUUUUUUUGUUUGUUUGUGGGUUCUUUUAAUGAGGCACUUUUAAAAUAUGUACACUCUUAAUUCUGCACCAGAUACACCUGAAUAUGACAUGAGAUCUUCCACAGUGCACUACCACUCCCUUAAAUGCAUGCCACCUUCAUAGUGUUAACCUUCAAAUACCACAGAGAGCAUGCUGCAUGUCUAGUCCACACAGGAGGGGGACCAGCAGAAAGGAAAGUACAUACAUGUGGUUUUUGACUUCUGCAAAGCCCUAGUAAAGCGAUGUAGGACUUUGUGGAAAUUAUUAUACUGUGCUAACUGCUACCACUAUUGUUAGGUCCUGAAAGCAGAUCUGAUGAAAAGACAUUCUGACCUACAGCUCCUCAUACAGAGGUAGAAAGCCCUGAGCAUUUCACAACCAGCCAGAAAAGCGAUGGAGUGACUGUCUCUGUGUCCUGUUGAUCCAUUCGUACCUGCUGCUGCUGUUGCACAGCCUGUAGUGGAGCUGGAACCUGUACUGGAGCUGGAGCAGACAGGAAGAAGAUUGGGGGAAAGUUUAGAGGAACAGCUGUAAAUUCUUCCUCUGUGUGCCAUUUUGCUGAUUUUCUGGUGGGAGGAAUGAGUCACUGAUAGGAGCAAUGAAUAAACAAAGGGUGUAAGAUUCUAAGCCUAACCUAUUCAUUGCAGCUUAAUGUUUAUCUAAAUGCAGUGGCACAUUUUGUGUGUUUGCAAUUUGAGAUUAUCAUCAUUUUCGUACUGAAAUCUUGGAUAUGGAUAUAGAGGGCUUUGCAGCAGUUAAGCAAAUGGGAAUAUUGAAAGGUUGUACCCCUGUGAUUCGUGCUUUAAUGUGCACCUAAGAAGAGUCACAGGACUCCCUAAGCAAGUUUAUGCUGUGGAUUUGUGAAGGAUAACAGUUCAAACUCGUAAGAUACAAAAUUAUAGAGCUCCCUGAAACAAACUGGCAAGUUUUACUUAAUAAGGGAAAGGUAGUUAAUCACAUUUGCUGUACAUGCACAAGUGUCUCUGAAGAGGCAAGACAGUGGACUUGGUAAUUGCCACUUGGGAAGUUCUGCACAGAGCAAACUUCCAUGUCAGCAGAGGGGGUGAUAGAAAUGAGGCUACACGAGUCCUGUUGUGCAGGGAAACAGAGUGCUGAGAAGUCUUGCCAAAGGUGUUGGUCUGCUAUGUCAGAAGAGGGCUGUGUCACAGACAGUUGUGGGAAUUUCCCCUUUUGCAUACUGUAAUCAUUGGGCAUCUUGUAAGCAGAGAUGUUCUGUGAAGUUUCUACAAUGCUUAAGAUGUACUUCCUUCAUCAGCAAGCUAUCACUAUUCAAAAGAACUUUCCUGUUUUCUCUGGGGAGCAUGUAUUUCUUUUUUGUUAGUCAUUCUUAACAAAGUCGAGUGCCUCUGAAUCAUUUACAGCUCUCAUUAAAAUCUUCCAAAGUAGAUGUGAAGGACAUAAAAAACCAAAGAGAUAAACAAAGUGGGUGAAGUGGGAGAGGUUUUACUUCUGCCUAGUAAAGGGCACACUCUGCUGCUGCUGGAGCACAAGAGAAAAAUGUACUAGUGGGAGUUUGGUAGGGCUUUGAUCUGAUCCUGUCCUAGGGGAAUGGACUCUAAGCUAGGUAGAAAAGGCUUUCUGAGUCUCCACUGACUCUGCACUGCAGGAAUCCUGUUGUUGGGUGCAGGACACCAUUUGGUCGUUUUUUGAGGCACUUGUUUCUGUGGAGGGGCUUUAAAGCCCAAAUGCAUGACCCAGGACUUCAAGUCUCGAGAGAUUCUUUCACCUUCCAUUGAACUGAAUAGAAUUCCACCUUCUACUCCCACCACAGAAGCAGCUGGAAGGACAAAGAGAGAGGUCUUCAGAGAUACCCUGACUUAGAACUGCAGAGAGAAGUUUGAUACAGACUGUGCUUUGCAGCAUGUUUGCUGUUUUACUGGCUGCUUCUGUGCUGAUUUUUUUAACUUCAGCAGAAGGUGCUGACACGGGAGAGGGUGAGUUGAGUAUUUUUCUUGAAGAAAAUAACCAUUGUAGAUUACUGUAAAAGGGUAUAUCCAUACAAAAGCUGUAGCGACACAGAAACUCUGUAGGCAAGGUUCCUAACAUAGGCUUUUGUCAGGUAAUUGUCAGCUUUAAAACCUGAUGUUAAAUCAAAAUUUAUCAUAGCUAUGUAAUAACAGAAGGCAGUGAGUGCUUCCUGGUGUCAUACUGUUGUACAGUGGGAAGUACAAUAAUUUUAGACAGUACCAAAACAAAAUUUCUUUUGUAACCUCUAUAUUAGUUUUCUACUUUAACUUUGUUGCUUACAAAAAGAUAGCUAGAGCCUUUGUAAGGUUUUAAAUCUAAAUAGAUGCAGAUUAAAAAUAAAAUGGUCAGUUGCCUUAGGGCCAGCUGUGCCAGUUCCUCAUUUAUUCGUGUUAUUAUUUGGUUACUAUAAUAACAUUACAUUUUAAAAUAAUUUGCAAAUUAAUCUUGAUAUAGGUCCUUCAAUUAAGUACACUUAAAUUUUUACUUUUUUCAAAUACUGUUUUAUUAAUUAAAUUACUAUAAAGUCUAUAAAUUACCUACUUUUUGAUAGAAAAUGUUUAUAUAUAUAUGUAAAUAUACAUAUAAACAAGUGCUUUGUCAGAUAUUUGCAAGCAAUUUGAUGUCUCCUAAUUUAAUUAGAGAUUUCAGUGUGGAAACAGAGAAUAACUGAAUUGUUCUAGUUAAUAGAAUGGUGAAACUAAUCAGCUUUUCUAGUGGCAAGGUAAUGACUUUUAGAAAGCAACAUAUGGUAGAGAAAAAAGCAGUUUUAUAUUGUGUUCCAAAACUGAAAUUCAUGGGUGAUGAGCCAAGGAAGUAUUUUGAUUACCUGAUCUGUUUCCUUGCAUUUUAUAGACACUGUAAUUUCAGUGAAAUAAUUUAUCUAGAAAGUAGCAAAACUAAGUUUUUGUUUGGAAAUAGUCAGGGAUGGAUAAAUGUACAACUUAAUGUUCCUUUGGUCUCUGAAUAAAUUAACAUUCCUGUCAAUAGUGCUUCUUUUGCAUUCAUAAUUUGCUGUCAGAAUUCCAUCAUACUGUCUCUGUAAGGUUCACAGCUAUUUCAAAGUAUUUGUGAACACAAAUGUUUGUCUUAUAUUGCCCUGCUACUGAAAGUAUACUGAUUGUUGCAAUAGUCAUUAAAUAUCCUUCCUCUUA